CUGCUCUGAAUCCUGCCAGCAGCCAGCAGCAGCACAAGCCAGGAGCAGCUGCACUUCCUAAAACUAGAAGAAAGAGCAGUGGCUGACCAAGGAGGCUCCUGCCUAAGGUCUCAGGGGGCAGCUGAAGAGCCCCAGGGAGACCUGCUGGCUGGAGUGAGAAGACUGUGGACGAAGUCCAGCAAACCCUCCCCUUCCUCCUACAGAGACAGACACUUUUAUUUCCAGAUCCUUAUGGCACUAGGAAGGUCCUCCUGUUCAAUCGAGUGAUUUUCUGUGACAGCGACUGACUUAAAGUCCAAGACCAAACCUCAAGCCUUCCUGCUCCCCAAAGUAAAAUCCUUCACAGAGAAACUGGUUUCUAAAGUCCUGUGCCUACAAGGAUACCUAGGGACACCUUCCUUCUGACUCCUACUCUUGAGAACAAGAGAUUUAACCACCAAUACCAAAUCAGCAAAAGUUUUAAAGGCUUUUGCAACCUCCAUCGGUGCGACCUUCAAGCGGUGCUCGCUGGCCCCGCCCUGAGCAAGAUGCGGCUCGAGGGCCUCCAGAGUCACCAGAUGCUUUCGGUGUUCCUGUUGGUGCUGCUGCUGUGCGGGCCUUCACAGUCUCUAACACCCACCCAAACCAAACCUGGCAUCUUUGGUGCUUCCAAUGCACCAAGCACCCCCAAAGCCCUCACCAAGCCCGAUGGCACUUUCAGCACCCCAACCACUGCCGGCAACCCCAGUUUCCCAGACCUGCGAGAUCGCGUGAGAGCCCUGAUGCAAGACUUCCCGCUUGUAGACGGCCACAACGACCUGCCUCUUGUCCUGAGGCAGUUUUACCGGAAUGGGCUGCAGGAUGCUAACCUGAGAAACUUCACCCAUGGCCAGACCAGCCUGAAUAGGCUUAGAGAUGGCUUUGUGGGAGCUCAGUUCUGGUCCGCUUACGUACCAUGCCAGACUCAGGACCGGGAUGCCUUACGUCUCACACUGGAGCAGAUCGACCUCAUUCACAGAAUGUGUGCCUCUUAUUCUGAGCUGGAACUUGUGACCUCAGUUAAAGCUCUGAACAGCACCCGGAAAUUGGCCUGCCUGAUUGGUGUGGAGGGUGGCCACUCACUAGAUAACAGCCUCUCUGUGCUUCGAAGUUUCUACCAGUUGGGGGUGCGCUACCUGACGCUCACACACACCUGCAAUACACCCUGGGCAGAGAGCUCAUCUAAGGACGUCCACUCAUUCUACAGCAGUGUCAAAGGACUGACCGGCUUUGGUGAAAAGGUGGUGGCAGAAAUGAAUCGCUUGGGCAUGAUGGUUGAUUUGUCCCAUGUCUCCGAUGCUACUGCGCGGCGGGCCUUGGAAGUGUCCCGGGCACCUGUGAUCUUCUCCCACUCGGCUGCCAGGGGUGUGUGCAGAAAUGCUCGGAAUCUUCCUGAUGACAUCCUGCGGCUUCUGAGGAAGAAUGGUGGCAUCGUGAUGGUGACAUUCUCUGUAGGAGUGUUGCGGUGCAACCCAUUAGCCAAUGUAUCCACUGUGGGAGAUCACUUUGACCACAUCAAGGCAGUCAUUGGAUCCGAGUUCAUCGGGAUUGGUGGAGAUUAUGAUGGCACUGCACAGUUCCCUCAGGGGCUGGAGGACGUGUCUACAUACCCAGUGCUCAUUGAGGAGUUGCUGAGGCGGGGCUGGAGUGAACAGGAGCUGCAAGGUAUCCUUCGAGGAAACCUGCUUCGGGUCUUCGGACAGGUGGAACAGGUACGGGAGAAAAACAGACGGCAACGUCCUUUGGAGGACAUGAUUCCAGAGGAGCAGCUGGACAGUGCCUGUCACUCUGUCUUGCCACAACUUCAUCAGAAACAGUAUCAAGGAGAGAACCAAUCAGAGAUCUCAACCCAUCAUACACUCAAGUUAUCAUCCAAGUGUUCACACUCAAAAUCUUCUCCGUGCAUAGUGCCAUGCCUCACCAUUGUUGUAACCUUUUUAGGCUUUAUUAUAUGACUUUGGUGAUCCAUGCAGUCCUCCCAGAUAUCAUUCUGGUACCCUGGAACCUCCUCUGCUUGUGCAGGGGCAAACAUUUUCUGGAAGUAAAUGUUUUUUUUAAUGUAGAAA
Messenger RNA from Peromyscus eremicus (cactus mouse), 2084 nucleotides. Its product is annotated as dipeptidase 2-like. Gene Ontology annotation, biological process: proteolysis. NCBI's taxonomy places the organism in Eukaryota, Metazoa, Chordata, Mammalia, Rodentia, Cricetidae. Gene Ontology annotation, molecular function: metallodipeptidase activity. The record is from RefSeq and is a predicted model, not a curated record. The transcript is spliced from 11 exons. The coding region runs from base 528 to 1973 and encodes 481 amino acids.